GAAUUUUAAUUAUGGGAUUUCUGUUGUUUUGAAUUUGGCGCCCUGCAAUUUCACCGGCUGUUGUCGAGGAGACCAUGUUGAGACAUUCUCAACAUCCAGAGAGCAACAGCAGGAAAAUCAGAGAGCUAAGAGGUCACAUCACUGCCCACAUUGUGAAGAGAUUUUCCCAUUUCUAUCAAAGCUAAAAACACACCAACGUAUACACACAGGAGAGAAGCCUUACGUCUGCUCUGACUGUGGAAAAUGCUUCAAAACAUCAACUCAGCUAAAAGUUCACCGGAGAACACACACAGGAGAGAAGCCUUUCUUCUGCCCUGACUGUGGAACUAGUUUCUCUCAACUUUCCCACUUAAAAUCACAUGAACGUAUACAUACAGGGGAGAAGCCAUACUCCUGCUCUGACUGUGGAAAAUGUUUUAAAACAUCAAAUGAGCUAAAAGUUCACCAGAGAACACACACAGGAGAGAAGCCUUUCUUCUGCUCUGAUUGUGGGGCGAGUUUCUCUCAUCUGGGCACCUUAAAAUCUCACCAACUUAUACACACUGGAGAGAAGCCUUAUGUCUGCUCUGACUGUGGAAAUCUUUUUAAAACAUCAACUGAGCUAAAAGUUCACCAGAAGACUCACACAGGAGAGAAGCCUUACGUCUGCUCUGACUGUGGGAAAUGCUUCAAAACAUCAACUGAGCUAAUAGUUCAUCAGCGAACACACACAGGAGAGAAGCCAUAUUACUGCUCUGACUGUGGAACUAGUUUCUCUAAAUUUUCACACUUAAAAACACAUAAACGUAUACAUACAGGAGAGAAGCCUUUCUUCUGCUCUGACUGUGGGGCGAGUUUCUCUCGUUUGGGCACCUUAAAAAUACACCACCGUAUACACACAGGAGUGAAGCCUUAUUCCUGCUCUGACUGUGGAAAAUGUUUAAAAAAAUCAAAUGAGCUAAACGUUCAUCAGAGAACACACACAGGAGAGAAGCCUUUCAUCUGCCCUGACUGUGGAACUAGUUUCUCUCAACUUUCCCACUUAAAAUCACAUGAACGUAUACAU
Oncorhynchus masou masou (cherry salmon) is the source of this 1045-nucleotide messenger RNA. Its product is annotated as gastrula zinc finger protein XlCGF17.1-like. Gene Ontology annotation, molecular function: RNA polymerase II cis-regulatory region sequence-specific DNA binding; DNA-binding transcription factor activity, RNA polymerase II-specific. The record is from RefSeq and is a predicted model, not a curated record. NCBI's taxonomy places the organism in Eukaryota, Metazoa, Chordata, Actinopteri, Salmoniformes, Salmonidae. Gene Ontology annotation, biological process: regulation of transcription by RNA polymerase II. Gene Ontology annotation, cellular component: transcription regulator complex; PcG protein complex; chromatin. The annotation marks the transcript as partial. The transcript has 2 exons.